Messenger RNA from Encephalitozoon romaleae SJ-2008, 414 nucleotides. Its product is annotated as CCAAT-binding factor subunit B. Gene Ontology annotation, molecular function: RNA polymerase II cis-regulatory region sequence-specific DNA binding; DNA-binding transcription factor activity, RNA polymerase II-specific. Gene Ontology annotation, biological process: regulation of transcription by RNA polymerase II. NCBI's taxonomy places the organism in Eukaryota, Fungi, Microsporidia, Unikaryonidae. Bases 1 to 414 code for a protein of 137 amino acids. The record is from RefSeq and is a predicted model, not a curated record. The transcript has a single exon.
AUGAAACAAGUCAGGAAGGAAAUCUACAAAAGCUUCAGUAAAGUGGUCUUUAUGCAGCACAGGGAUAUGAUGGACCAGGGUACUAAUGCUCGAUAUGGCGAUAUAGAGUUUGAUCAAGAGCAGUUAAGAGAUAUUGGAUAUCCCGGUAAGGGUGGUUACAGUGCCUAUGACUACUCAUUUCCAUUUAAUGAUCAAGCCUUCCAGCCUCUUUAUGUCAAUGCUAAGCAACUUAAUUGGAUAAAGAAAAGAAAGGCAAGGCGAGAUAUGCUAGACACCCUCAUGGUAACAAGUAAGAGGAAUUACCUCCACGAAAGCCGCCACAAGCAUGCCAUGAAGAGAUUGAGAGCCCCCUCAGGCCGGUUUUUGACUAAAGAAGAAACAGAAGAACUGAAUAGAAAAGGAAAUUCCAAUUGA